This is a messenger RNA of Ectocarpus siliculosus, 2366 nucleotides long. Lineage: Eukaryota; Phaeophyceae; Ectocarpales; Ectocarpaceae. The record is from the annotation of a GenBank genome assembly.
AUGCGCUUUGCGAGCGCCGCGUAUGGGAUACUCAUGCUCAAGGGCGCUAACGUGAUGAGCUGGGACUCUGGAUGGCCUCCGGUGCACAAGUUCUCUGUCCUGGAGCUCAACAAGUGGUGCAUCGCCAAGCACUGCGGCAUCCAGGACUCGGACCUGGUGAAGAUGAACAUUUUGGGGGAGCGCGAACUCCACAUGCCGGCGUACGUGCUGACAGUCGACCACGCCACCGAAAGCGUCGUGCUGUCUAUCCGUGGGACAUUCUCCAUGCAGGACACGGUCACCGACUUGGUGUGCGAUAGCGCAGACUUCAUGGGAGGAUCAUGCCACCGCGGUCUGCGCCAGGGAGCGGAGAUGCUUCUGGCCGAUGCGAAGAGUGACGUGCUUCAACAACUCAACCGGCACAGGGGAUACCGGCUGGUAGUCACCGGUCACAGCCUCGGUGGAGGAGUCUCAAUACUGCUGACGAUGAUGCUCCUUCGAAGGAAGAGCGAGCUCGGUUUGGGCUCUACCCGGGUGCUUUGCUACGCCUUCGCGCCCCCGCCGGUUUUCGGCCCUCUGGAUAAGCUCUCGAGAGAAACGAAAAGGGCGAUCCGAUCCUUCGUCUUCGGCAAUGACAUGGUCUGCAGGAUGUCUUUGGCCAGCGCGUACGAGCUGUUCCGCGACCUGAAGGAGGUGGAAGGAAUCGGCGCGAGCUUACCGCAGCGUCUCGGUUACCUCGUCAACGAGCACCGUCCGCGGUUGUCAAUCCACGACGACGGCCGUGGCGACGUCGGGAUGCGAGUGGCCUAUCGCUACGCAACAAUCCUCCACCGAACACGCUCUCGGGGGGGCAACAACAAGCGGGGGGACUACCGUAGCAGCCAUCGCGGCGCGGGGGGCAAGCGGGGCGCGGGCGCGACGGGCGGCCACCCGGUAGAGGACUUCGUUCGAAACAAGCUUGCAGAGGGGUUUACGGAGACUGGGGCGGCAAGGGGGGCUGACCGAAAACGCGACAGGGGCGGCGGCGUUCGGCCAAGAAUGGCAUCUGAGGAUGCCUGGAGGACGGGCCGCGAGCGUGAAGUGUCCAAGACUUCCUCCGAGUGCGGUGGGGGGGGUGAGGCGGACGGCGGGAGCGGAGAUCGGUACACUAGGCUGUUGAUUCCUGGGACAAUUUACCACAUAAGAAAAUUGGGGCCGGAGAGCGCCGCCGCUGCCUCCGCUGGUGUGUGCUCUGCGAACCCCUUGGGCUUGAGAUCGAAGCUGUACUGGAUGGAGAGGCAGCAGCCGGAAGAGUUCGCGAGGCUUCUCAUGGUUGACACGGCCAUCGUGGACCACCUUCCUUUAGCCUACGAAGACGCUCUACAUGCCCUGUACGGCGACGGGCUUCCUCGUAAAUGAUUUUUUUGCUCGAAUAUUCGUUAGUGCAGGUCGAGACGACGACCAAGGGGCCGCCAAAACUACGGUACGGUAGGUCGCAGUCAGUAGUGUCUCGAGGAAGCGAGGCGCGCCCAGAGUUAUCGACAAGGUCAGUUAGGUUGCUGAGCAAAGGUUUCUAUGAGUGCGCUUCCGCGAAUGAGUUCGCUACACGCCUGACCAAUCAGAAUUCAGCUGCUGCGGCAUUGGUGUUGGGCCAAUAGGCACAAUGCGGGCACAUCUUUGUCCUUCGCGGCGUUGACGCCUGUAGCGUGUGUACGUACUUGGUAUGAAUAGGUUUGUUCACCCGUCUCCCUCAGACCAAUUAUGUGGCGCAGAAGUGGGGAGUCUACUCAAAAAGGCGGGAUUAUAUGUAUGCGUUCUUUGAGUCUUGCGAGUUUUUACCUCGCGUGCAUAGGUGUAAGUAUGUACAGGUCUGACGUCCCGCGGAUGUGUGCGUAGAGCAUGAUGAUGGUGCGGUGACGUGAAGGCAGUGGUGUGUGUGUGUUAGAGGAUGGAGCACAUAAUUUGGUCAAGCGACCUCGCGAUAAGGCGACAAGCUGGUUACGACAGUGGGCGGAGUGAGGUCAGGGAUUCGAGCUGGUAAAGGGGCGUUACUCGAGAUGGAUCUUUACGAAGGUUGUGUGCUGGGUUAGGGGGUUGAUUGAUUUCCAGGUUAUCAUUUAUCCGUUUGCGCCGCAGGCGAGGUAGAAAGACUUUGUCCUUCCUAUCUCGUUUCAGGGUAUGAGUACUGAAGCCAGCACAUGUAUUGAGCGCCAGGGGUUGUUGGUGACGGCAAGUGGUGGAGCACACCGCAGCAGGCGAUCGUCGACGCACAGCCGUGAUGUUAGUGACAGCACGACCAACACCGCUGCUUGGCUCUUAGCUAUUGCUCUUAGCUACCGUAAGAGGCGGAGAGGAGAGAUGGCAUGCAUCCCGCCUAGUAUACUGAUUUUCAAAACUCGAUUGCUCCA